Molecule: messenger RNA, 831 nt
Organism: Helianthus annuus (common sunflower)
Lineage: Eukaryota; Viridiplantae; Streptophyta; Magnoliopsida; Asterales; Asteraceae
Product: high mobility group B protein 1-like
Exons: 8
Coding region: 149-640 (163 amino acids)
Source: RefSeq, a predicted model, not a curated record
UCAAUUUUUUAUAGAGCCGUUGCAUAAAAAAUCUUGAUCAAGUCAACCGGCUUGUCCGGUCACUCUUUCAUAAAAGUCUCCUUCAUUCUUUCAGUUCUCGUGCUUCACUUCACCGAUCACACUUCCUCUCAAUCCUCUAGUUUCAGAUAUGAAGGGUGCCAAGGGUAAAGGAGCUGCAAAGAAGGACAGCUUGAAGCCUGUUGAUGACAAAAAGGUAGGGAAGAGAAAGGCACCUGCUAAGGCUGUCGGCAAAAGCAAGGCUAAGGCGGGUAAAGCAGCAAAAGAUCCUAACAAGCCAAAGAGACCUCCAAGUGCUUUCUUCGUCUUCCUUGAGGAGUUUAGGAAGACAUUCAAGAAAGAGAAUCCAAAUGUGAAAGCUGUUUCCGCUGUUGGGAAAGCUGGUGGAGAGAAGUGGAAAUCUUUGAGUGCAGCUGAGAAAGCACCAUAUGAAGCAAAAGCUGCAAAAAGGAAGACCGAUUAUGAGAAACUAAUGACUGCUUACAACAAGAAACAGGAGAGCGCUGCUGACGAGGAUGAAGAAUCUGAAAAAUCCAAGUCUGAGGUAGAUGAGGAAAGCGGCCAGGAAGGGGGCGAUGAUGAAGAAGACGAUGAGGAUGAUGAUGACGAGGAUGAUGAUUGAGAUCUACGCCAAAUGUUUGCCAGAGACUUGAACUUAAUGUUCAUAGUUUAUACUUUGUUAUGCUUGAUGCUUUGCAUUUCCUCAUUCAGUUCAUCGUGCGGUAGCUUAGGUUUACAUAGUGUCUUUACUUUUAUGUACCCUAUGAUUUCAUUUAGUUUGAAUUAAAUGUUGACUUUAUCGGGUUGCAUGGA